Molecule: messenger RNA, 1170 nt
Organism: Penicillium angulare
Lineage: Eukaryota; Fungi; Ascomycota; Eurotiomycetes; Eurotiales; Aspergillaceae
Exons: 5
Coding region: 1-1170 (389 amino acids)
Biological process (GO): ergosterol biosynthetic process; farnesyl diphosphate metabolic process
Cellular component (GO): endoplasmic reticulum membrane
Molecular function (GO): squalene synthase [NAD(P)H] activity
Source: RefSeq, a predicted model, not a curated record
AUGGGAGUUGCUUCGGAUGUUCUCUACUUUGCUCUUCAUCCGAAUCAACUAGGAGUGCUGGUUCAAUGGAAACUACGACAUGUUCCCAUACAUAAGAGAGACGAAACGCAAGAGUCAGCAACAGCCAAAAUCUGCUUCGAAUUCUUGGAUCAGACAGGUCGCAGCUUCAGCCCCGUUGUUAAAGAGCUACACCCUGAGCUACUUUUGCCACCACUCCUUCGAAACUUCAAUGAUUAUCUAGAUCAAGAUGGCUGGACGUUUACCGGCAAUCGCCCAGAAGAAAAGGAUCGCGCGCUACUGGUGCAGUUUGACAAUGUCAUUACCGAGUUCAGGAAAUUGAAACCAACUUACCAAGCGAUUAUCAAGGAUGUCACUGACGAAAUGGGGAAUGGUAUGGCUGAUUUUGCGAGAAAGGCGGCUCUCGGGGAUGUGAGCGUGAAUUCUGUGGAAGAGUUUGACCUCUAUUGCUGGCAUGUAGCCGGAAUCGUUGGCGAGGGUUUGACUCACCUCUUCGUCGAGGUCGAGAUGGGCGAGAGUACCCUGAUCAAUCACUCACUGUAUAGAUCAAUGGGUCUCCUCUUGCAAAAGAACAACAUCAUCCGCGACAUUCGUGAAGACUUCGAUGACGAUCUGUUCGAACCCAAGUAUCUCAGGAAUGCGCUUAAUUGCAGCUCUGAAAUGGUCUUGAAUGCUAUCAAACAUGCAUCUGACACUUUGUCAUAUCUUGCGGGGUUGCGUGAACAGAGCGUGUUCAAUUUCUGCGCGAUGUCUCAAACUAUGGCUUUGGCUACGUUGGAGUUGUGUUUUCGCAAUCCGGUGGUCUUUGAACAAAACGUUAAAAUCACCAAGGGGGAUGCGUUGCAGUUGAUGGUUGAGUCUAGUCAGGAUCUUGAGGGCGUGGUGAAGGUCUUUUGUCGUUAUGUUCGUCGAAUUCAACGAAAGAACGACCCCGAGGAUCCAAAUUUCUUGAGAAUCAGUAUUGCAUGUGAAGAGAUUGAGAAAUUUGCCGAGACUCUGGCGCUCGAGAGUGUUGAGCUUGCUCAAAAAAAGACCGAAAGGAAGGAGCAUCAGGCUGGGCCUAAUGCUGGACAAGUGAUUGCUGCUUUGGCAGUCGCCUCAAUCUUUGUAUUGGGGAUUUCCUGGCUCAUAGCCCAUAGAAGUUCGCUUUAA